Schizosaccharomyces osmophilus is the source of this 369-nucleotide messenger RNA. RefSeq lists its product as uncharacterized. The coding region runs from base 1 to 369 and encodes 122 amino acids. NCBI's taxonomy places the organism in Eukaryota, Fungi, Ascomycota, Schizosaccharomycetes, Schizosaccharomycetales, Schizosaccharomycetaceae. The transcript has a single exon. The record is from RefSeq and is a predicted model, not a curated record.
AUGAGCCCUUCCAACAAUGCCAUUUCUCAACCUCAACGCAAGACUCCUCUUCCCUUCCGUACCUUCAAGAGCAUGUCUCUCAAUGUUACCUGUGGUGGUACUGGCUCAUUGCUACUUGUACGCAGUCACCCAAUGAAGCGUUCUAAACGUGCAUACCGUCGUAGUAUAAACCACUGUCCUUCCUCUUCGGUAAAUGAGAAUAAGGAAAACAUAUCAACGGUGUCCAAGGCAGCUUCUGUAAACUCGGUAAAACGAGCUUUAGCGAUCUCGGAAAUCAUGAACGAAACCACCAUACUCGAUCUCUUUCAUAUGCCUAUGUCGGACAAGGCGCGAGACAUUACAAAUCGCGUAAACAAUGAAUUACGUUAA